Molecule: messenger RNA, 1621 nt
Organism: Podarcis raffonei (Aeolian wall lizard)
Lineage: Eukaryota; Metazoa; Chordata; Lepidosauria; Squamata; Lacertidae
Product: tissue factor pathway inhibitor 2-like
Exons: 5
Coding region: 471-1160 (229 amino acids)
Biological process (GO): negative regulation of peptidase activity
Cellular component (GO): extracellular region
Molecular function (GO): serine-type endopeptidase inhibitor activity
Source: RefSeq, a predicted model, not a curated record
CAAUUUAUGUUCUUUAAAGGAAGUCAAGUAAUAAUGGUCACUUUGCGUUCUAGACAAAGCCAUAAACCCGGGAAGUAUCAAGAGUCGCGUGGCCACAUUAUGCGCACUGGGGCUUAUUUAAAACUCAAAGGCUCGGCGAGUUGUUGAUGGUUUCGGGGACUUUUUGCUCGAGGGCAGCUCAUCCCCUGCGCCGUCGAGGCGGGCAGCCCGGACGCGCCAGGCCUCCGCGGCAACCCCGCUCGCCGUCCCCUCGCCUCCGAUGCCGCUCGCGGAUGCCCAGGGACUCUGAUCCCGGGGAUGCCUUUUGCAACGCGCCCGCAAAACGCGCGCCCAGGCCCUGAGCCGCGACGAGGCGGCCGUGGGAAGACGUGCAGUUCCUCCUUAAAGAGGCCUCGGCGGCUCCGCGAGCCCAACGUCUCCGUCGUUAGUCGACGAGCCCGGCCCUCGCAGCGAGUCGCCCGCGGCGGGCGAUGGGCCAGGCCGCGGGGAACUCGCGCGCCUUUCUGCGGGCCGCCGGCUUUGUGAUGCUCCUGGGCCGCGUCCGGCUCCAGAUCCCGACGGCAGACAACAGAGAGCUCUGCCUAGAGUCACCGGUGCCCGGAGUCUGCCCAGGUUCAUUUGACAGGUGGUACUACAACCGAGCCUUCCAAGACUGCCAGAGGUUUACUUCCGGGGGCUGCUUGGGGAACGAAAACAACUUUUUGAGCUUUGACGUUUGUAUAGAAACUUGCGGGAAAAUCAAGAAAGUGCCUGUAAUGUGCCGAGUGAAACCUCCGCAAGGGACCUGGAGCCCCCUCAAGCCAAAAUAUUUCUUCAACCUUGAGACAAUGAAAUGCGAGGAAUUUUUCCCUAAAAAACGUUCACGACACCCUAACAUGUUUUCCAGUAAAAGAUCCUGCACUGACGUCUGCAAGUUGGGGAGAAGGGGUCCCUCCUUUUGCUCUAGUCCCAAGGAUGUGGGACUCUGUUCAGCUUCACUGCGUCGCUUUUACUACAAUAUAGCGAGCAGAACUUGUGUGGCAUUCAUCUAUACGGGAUGCGGCGGGAAUAAUAACAACUUUCGUACAAAGAAAGACUGCAUGAACGCCUGCAAGCAUGUACAAGUGAUUGAAGCGAUUAAGUUACCUCCGAUUGUGAUUCAGUUUCUAUUCUUUUCUUAGUUGGAAGAAUGUAAGCAACGGUUGCAAUAUUGGGAAACACCAUCUCAUAAGGAGGAGAAGUCUACAAAUCAAACAAAUGCCACAUACGUUCUUGCACCUGAAGGUCUCUAGACCAGAAGCAUUAUUUCAACAUUGAGAACUUUAAUUUGUGGGUGGAUUUUGUUUUUGUUUAUAUGUAGCAAUCUUAACAGCUCUUCUAUAUGAUCAGUUCUGGAAAUGUAGUAAGUCAUCGUCACUGUUAUCUGAUCAGCCUUAUGGACUGGCCUCCAUAUUCAAAGUAUGGUGAUCUGCUGAGGGAGAUAACCCUGGUUUGUUGACCUUCAUGCAGAGAUUCUUGAUGUGCAGGAGCAGGCUCAACACUCACUACUGAACAAGGAUCUUUCUCUGUCACCUGCUGCAUAUUAUUUGCUUUAUUUAUUUUUCUUAAAGAAGACUACAAAUAAAUUGGUAUUGUUGCUAUC